AUGGCAUCAUCAUCAGCAAGCUCUGAUGAGGGCGAGAUUCGAGAUGGAGUAGUGGAGAAGAAGGCAACUACGUCGCUGCGUACAUUGGAUGGCACUUCCGUUGACCGUCAAGACAGAACCCGUUCUAGUACGACUUCUAUGUCACCACGCUCCCCUGAACAGUUAUAUAGAUCCAGAGAUCAAAGAAGUCGUUCUCCUUAUUCCGACCGAUACUCUCGAGGCUCGAAGAGACCUAGAGAUGACGACUACCCAGACCGUAGCAGAAACGAUCCAAGACGAUUUAAAGUUCAUUACGAAGAUUCAUCUCAAGACUAUAGACGCCGCCCGCAAGUUUCAUACGAAGACAUCGAUAAAGGACCAGCAAACUCAUCUGAAUUACGAAAUGGACGAAAAGGACAAGCGAUGAACAAUGGUGGCCGGUAUAGUAAUUACUCUGAUAGGAACAAACCUUACGGGUAUGGAGGUUCAUACCGAAGUUCAAGAGACCAGUCAGUGAGCAACCGGGAAAAGGGCCCGCUGCCUACUGAUAAUUCAAGAUACGGGGCUAAAAUUACUCAAGGGCAAUUGCAACAGCAUAAACAUCAGGGUAAUGGAAGUGCGAUGGAAAUAUCCACCCCUGCAGAGGAAGCUCCUACGGAAGUUGCAGAAGAGCAAAUCGAUGAAGCUACACUCAUAGAGCGACGACGCAAACGUCGCGAAGCAAUCAAAGCUAAGUAUAGAGGUUCUGGCACACCCUUAUUAGUACAGGCUCUGCACUUGGGCGACAAAUCCGGAGGAUCCACUCCUGGACCAGGUGAAGAUAAUAGCCCCUCAGUUCUGACCGCCUCGACACCGGCAACUCCUAUGGAUACAGGAUCCCCUUCCGCGUUCGCAAUCACUGACGAUCAGGAUCUUGCCAACUCCCAUGGGAAUUCGACAGCAGGUGAAGAGGAUGGACCUUCAGCUGCAGAUUAUGAUCCGACUGUGGAUAUGAGAGAAGAUAGGCAACGUGACGGCCAGCGACACACUGAUGAGAUAUCGUCUGGAGCAUAUAAUGAAACGAAGCCCACAUCUGAGCAAGAUGUUCUUCUUCCAGCCGCAAUCGCGCCAGUUGAAGUCAAGGCUCCGAAAGCUAGGGAUGAAUUCGAUAUGUUCGCAGACGAUGACGAUGAUGACAUGUUUGCCGAAGACUCAGUUGCAGAUGAGAAGCCUCAAGCUGUCACGAACGGUGAUGUUGCUAAAGCAGUGCCUAUUCCACAGGCUAAAGAGCUCGACAUUGGCAUGCUUGAUAACUGGGAUGAUCUUGAGGGUUACUACAAAAUUAUCCUAGGAGAACUUUUGAAUGGUAGAUAUCAUGUUCAAGCAAACCUUGGAAAAGGUAUGUUCUCGGGUGUAGUUCGUGCUAUGGACAUCACUACAAAGAAGUUGGUUGCAAUCAAGCUUAUUAGGAAUAACGAGACUAUGAGAAAAGCUGGAAUGAAAGAGAUUGAGAUUUUGCAGAAGAUUAAUGAUGCAGAUCCGGAGGACAAGAAACAUAUGAUACGGUUGGAACGAUACUUCGAGCACAAAGGUCAUCUGUGUAUGGUCUUCGAACAUUUGAGUAUCAAUCUACGUGAGGUUCUGAAGAAAUUUGGAAACAACGUCGGUAUCAACCUCAGAGCUGUGCGAGCUUAUGCCCAGCAAAUGUUCCUCGGACUCAGUUUGAUGAAGAAGUGCAAUAUUUUGCACGCGGAUUUGAAGCCUGAUAAUAUUCUGGUCAAUGAAAGUCGAAAUAUGCUCAAGAUUUGUGAUUUGGGAUCAGCUUCCGACGCCACUGAUAAUGAGAUCACUCCCUAUCUUGUUUCUCGUUUCUAUCGUGCACCGGAAAUUAUCCUUGGCAUGAAAUAUGACUUUGCAAUCGAUGUGUGGUCUAUUGGAUGUACCCUUUACGAGUUGUAUACUGGUAAAAUUCUUUUUACUGGUAGAUCCAAUAACCAAAUGUUGCGCUCUAUUAUGGACUGUCGCGGUAAAUUCUCAGUCAAGAUGCUUAAAAAGGCUGAUUUUGCAGGCGUUCAUUUUGACGACAUGUUGAAUUUCAGGAGUGUUGAGCCUGACAAAUUGACCGGCAAGGAUGUCGUCAAGACGAUGGCAUUCGCAAAGCCAAGCAGAGACCUUCGUACUCGUCUAAUCUCUGCGUCAAAAGGGCUGACAGAGGUUGAGCAGAAAGAGCUGACAUUGUUCGGGGACCUAUUGGAACGAUGCUUGGCACUUAACCCAGAGAAAAGAAUUACACCUACGGAAGCACUAAAGCAUCCUUUCAUAGCAAAGAUGAUGAAAUAA
Molecule: messenger RNA, 2298 nt
Organism: Sclerotinia sclerotiorum 1980 UF-70
Lineage: Eukaryota; Fungi; Ascomycota; Leotiomycetes; Helotiales; Sclerotiniaceae
Exons: 6
Coding region: 1-2298 (765 amino acids)
Biological process (GO): peptidyl-threonine phosphorylation; peptidyl-serine phosphorylation; mRNA cis splicing, via spliceosome
Molecular function (GO): protein serine/threonine kinase activity; ATP binding
Source: RefSeq, a predicted model, not a curated record